Molecule: messenger RNA, 2548 nt
Organism: Melospiza melodia melodia
Lineage: Eukaryota; Metazoa; Chordata; Aves; Passeriformes; Passerellidae
Gene: IHO1
Product: interactor of HORMAD1 1
Exons: 7
Coding region: 1-1926 (641 amino acids)
Biological process (GO): homologous chromosome pairing at meiosis; DNA recombination; meiotic DNA double-strand break formation
Cellular component (GO): condensed nuclear chromosome
Source: RefSeq, a predicted model, not a curated record
AUGAACUUCAACAUCUGGAACAUCAAGGAGAUGCUGAGCACACCGACAGCCCUCGGGCCCAAUAAGUUUUCCAUAAGGAGCAGCACUGCCAGUGACUACUCGAGCCUGAGUGAUUCUCAGCUGCUCUUUGGCUCCCAGUUCUGCCCGGAGAACGCGCAGUCGGCAGCGGCACCGCUGGAGCUGGGCCAGCAGAACUCCCAGGAUAGUGAGCCCAGUAUUUUUACCAAAUACCAGACAAAACCACAGUUAUUUGAUGAAGAAACAAGAGAAAAGGGUUCUCUUAAUUUUGGUGCAGGAAGAGCAAAAAGUGUCUUGGAAAAUUUUGAAGUGAAUAAGAACAAAAUAAAGGACAAAUAUGACCGUGAAGUCCUAAGCACCUUUAUUUCCAGCAUCAAAGACAAGCUUCAAGAGCUGCCAGUGUGCUUCGAGAAGUUUGAAGAAAUGCUUGAUUCCAAACUCAAAUCCAGUUUGGUUGGCCUAGAAACCCUUUUCAAGACAUUGGAAGAUGCUCUUCAAAGUCACUGCAGCUUGGUGCUGAAAGCUUUGACAGAAAAAAGCCAAAUGGAGCAGGCACUGCUGGAGAUGGAGAGGAGACUUGCAGCCAAAGAUGCUGAGAUUUUGGAUAUGAAAUCCAGUAUGCAGCUGCUGAAGGAGGGUCUGGAGUCCCUGCCAGCCCAGCUGAAUGACCAGUUCCUGAAAGCAUGUCAAGAACUUGGCUUCCUGACGCCGUGUAAUGCCUCAGCUGGGCAGCACACGCUUUUGUCUAGUGCCAGCCUGGCCCCUCACACGACAGAUAAAUCUUUCCAGACCUCCCCUGGGCUGUGCCAGUACUGUGUCCUGAGCGAGGAGCACCUGCACAAGCCAUGCUGCCCAGGCAGGGGAGUUUGCAGCUGUUCAGGCUGGUCUUAUUUCCCCUGUGUGACAGUGGGACAGCAAAACAGAGCCUCCCCUGGAGGGAACCAGCUCACUGGAGAUGGCACAUCUAAGGGUGACCUAAACCCAGCCUCAGAGGACAAAGCCAGCCCCAUUGCUACAGCAGCCUGUGGCACAGCAAACACCUUUUUGCAGGAGGUGAAAUGCAGCUUGGAGACACAGAGCUGUGCUGCCCAUCCUUGCAUGUGCUGGGCUGGCAGACACUUUUUGGGGAGUAGUCAGAAGAAACAGUGUCCUGUACCACUGGAAGGGCCUCUACCAACCCCCCUGAGGAAGGCAUUCAGGAGAGGCACUCGAGGGUUUAAACCCCUGGCACUAUCACAGCAGCAGCAGCCUCAAGUUUGCCACCAUUCUACACAGAAAGCUACACCUGGGCAAAGACACAGCAACUGGCCCACAAACCAUGAGGUGGAGAAGGCAGCUGUAGGGAACAAAACAAAACUGAGUCCAGGAAGGAUGUCCUGGAAAAGAGCAAUAAGGAGAAAGACAACGUACUCCACUAAGGGGAAAGGUGAACGCUCUGGAUGUGCUGACAGUGGGCUGAAGCAGAGGAAGGCAACUGGGAUUAUUGACUUGGAAAGCUCCAGAAAAAAUACCCUUCACAGCUACUUGGUUGAUCUCAAUUCAGAAAACUCUGACCUGGUUUUUGCAGCUUCCCAUCAGCAGAUCCUCAGCAAUGCUCAGAUGGGGCUUACAAAGAAUUUCACACCAGUGCCACACUCUGAUAAAAGCCUGCAACAACCUGAAAGCAAAAGAAAGAGAAGUCUUGAAAUUAAAAAAACAAUGAAUGUUUCCAGUAUAAAAAGGUAUCUCCUGGAUUCCUCUCCCGAGGAGAAUGUACUCUCCCUGUGUAGCACAACAGGUGUAAAGCAAGUGAGCUGCUUCAGCCUCCAAAGCCCCUCAAGCUCCAAGAAACUACACCCUGUCAAUCCACAGGCACAGCAGAAAACAGCCUGUUGCUCUUUACUGUUAGAUUGUGAUUCUUCUGAUUGAAGGGGUUUGUUUCAUGCUCAGAGCCCUUAGAGCAGGAUGACCAUUUCAGCUGCAGUUUAUUCCUCUAGGUGUGUUACUGGCAUAGUCAGAAGCAAGACUCAGGCCUGCAUGCUUGAAAGUGCUAUUGCCCAGUUGGAGAUAUUGUAAGGGACUAAGCAGGGCUCUCCCCUGGCUUGGAAAGCUGAAGGGAUCUGUGCUGCUUUACUUUCCUGUUCCCAGCAGAAAUGCCAUGGGCUUGAGUUACACAUUUACACAGCAGUGAAGUACCUGACAUUCCCAGGGAGGAGAGGGCUGGCAGAGCAGACUGUCAGCUCAGUCAGAUUUGGCACCGAGGUCUACUGGAAAUUCCUCAGCUAGAUUGAUACAAUGCUAUCUGUGGCCCGAGGCUUCACUCUGUUUUUCACUCCUAGUAUCUCUGUUGGUUUGCUAUGUAAAAGUUCAGGUUUUUAGUAGAGUAGUAUUGUUCUGGUUGAUUUCAAUCAGGUUCAGAUUUGUCUCAGGAGUGGUUUGUGAAUGUUUGGCAGGGAGAGGUUUAACUGAGGAAAACCAAACCCCACUGUCUCAGGUUCGUCCAGUACUGUAUGUCUUCUCCUUACAGGCUGAAAUUCCUCAGUUUCAGAGA